Cucumis sativus (cucumber) is the source of this 1545-nucleotide messenger RNA. Its product is annotated as clathrin interactor 1. The coding region runs from base 382 to 1299 and encodes 305 amino acids. The record is from RefSeq and is a predicted model, not a curated record. The transcript has 4 exons. Gene Ontology annotation, biological process: endocytosis. Gene Ontology annotation, molecular function: clathrin binding; phospholipid binding. Gene Ontology annotation, cellular component: endosome; plasma membrane; clathrin vesicle coat. NCBI's taxonomy places the organism in Eukaryota, Viridiplantae, Streptophyta, Magnoliopsida, Cucurbitales, Cucurbitaceae.
AUCUAUAAAAAUAUGUUUGGAAGUUUGACUUUUACUCAUAUUUCCAUACAUUCAACUUUUCAAAACCAAAUCUUUAGAAUUAUGAUCCCUAUCACUAACAAAACCCUCUUCAUUGUUUCUUUUCUAAUUCUCUCAAUAAUCUCAACAUUUUGCCUUCAUUUUCCACCAUUAUUUUUUUCUUGCUCACAUCACCAUCUCCCUCUCUCUUUCAUUGCAAUUUUAUUUUAAUAUAUAGCAUUUGGCGGCAUCUUUUUAUUGGCUCUUUCUGCCCCCAUAACCUAAUCUUCAAACUUCUUUCCAAAUUAUUCCACCAUUUCUGCCUCAUAAUUAUCAAAAAAAGCAUUAAUUCUCUUAUCUUCAAUUAACAAAUCCCAAGAGUUUAUGGCCACUCCUUCUUUUCAUGAUUUGAAGAAACAAGCUUCUUUCUUUUUCAAAGAGAAAAUCAAGACUGCUAGAUUAGCCCUCACUGAUGUCACCUCUGCUGAAUUAUUGACUGAAGAAGCCAUUAAUGGAAACCCUGAUGCAAGAACUUUGAGUUCAAUUUCAAGGGCAGCUUUUGAGGUUGAUGAUUAUUGGAGAAUUGUAGCAAUUCUUCAUAAAAGAUUGGUGAAAUUUGAAAAGAAGAAUUGGAGAAAUUCCUACAACUCUCUCAUCAUUCUUGAACAUCUCUUGACUCAUGGACCAGAGAGUGUAGCAAAGGAAUUUGAGAGCGAAAAACAUGUUAUUACUCAAAUGGCUAACUUCCAAUAUGUCGAUGAAAAGGGGUUCAAUUGGGGCCUUUCAGUUAGAAAGAGGUCAGAGAGAAUAUUGAAUCUACUUGACAAAGGAUCUCUUCUCAAGAAUGAGAGAGAAAAGGCAAGAAAAUUGACAAGAGAGAUUCUUGGAUUUGGUAGCUUCUCCUUAAGAUCAAAUUCUCAAGGAAUUAUUCUUCAACAUCCUUCUUCACCCAUUGCAAGAUAUGGAAAGUGCAAUUCCAACUUCGACAGUCUUGACAAUAUUCUUCACCAAGAUGGUUCUGUAGUAGAUGGCCAGAGGAUCGAAAUGCUCGAAACUCGAGAAAGUGUGGAUGAAAACCUUUUGGUUCGAAUAAACAAGGAAGAGUUGCAUAGAGGGGAUGAUGAUGCUGGUGUGUGCAAGGUAAAACCCCUUUUGAGUGGUAAGAGGGAGGAGGAGGAGAUGGAGAUGGAGAUGGAGAAAGGAAUUUCUAGUGAUGGCUGUUAUGAUCAUCCCUUCAUUGACGACGAACCCGAAACGAAUUCCUCAUUGCUUUCGAGAUUAGGGAGAGAUGAAAGGAAUUGAUUUGUUUUGAGUUCGAUUGAUGAAUACAAAUGUCAUGUAUUUAUAUAUAACUGACAUGAGAUUAAGAUGCUACCACCAAUAAAUUAAAGGAAGGAUUGAGUUGAUAGGUAAAAGGUUAUUUAGCAUUUUUUUUAGGUACUAAGAUUAGAACUUCUUUUUCUUUUAUUUAUAUAGUUUUGUAAGAAACUUACAUAUUUGGUGUGUUACUUCUUUUAUAAUAUAAUGUUUGGAGUUACCACUUGUGUC